Molecule: messenger RNA, 2622 nt
Organism: Neogale vison (American mink)
Lineage: Eukaryota; Metazoa; Chordata; Mammalia; Carnivora; Mustelidae
Gene: GAS2L2
Product: growth arrest specific 2 like 2
Exons: 6
Coding region: 1-2622 (873 amino acids)
Biological process (GO): actin crosslink formation; regulation of microtubule polymerization or depolymerization; microtubule bundle formation
Cellular component (GO): microtubule plus-end; actin filament; stress fiber
Molecular function (GO): cytoskeletal adaptor activity; actin filament binding; microtubule binding
Source: RefSeq, a predicted model, not a curated record
AUGCCCUGGCCUGGGGGACGCAGGAGGAGGCCUGGGACCCUGGGGCCACCAGUGCGUAGCAUCCGGCCCUUUAAAUCCAGCGAGCAGUACCUGGAAGCCAUGAUGGAGGACUUGGCUGAGUGGCUUCGGGACCUCUACGGGCUGGACAUCGAUGCCUCCAACUUCCUGCAGGUCCUGGAGACGGGCUUGGUGCUGUGCCGGCAUGCCAACGCCAUCACUGAGGCCGCCCUGGCCUUCCUGGCUGAGGCACCUGCCCGAGCCCAAAGGAUUCCCCUGCCUCGGGCUGGGGUUUCCUGCAAUGAGGCCGCCCAGCCGGGUACCUUCCAGGCCAGGGACAAUGUCUCCAACUUCAUCCAGUGGUGUCGAAAGGAGAUGGGCAUCCAAGAGGUGGUGAUGUUCGAGACCGAGGACCUGGUACUACGCAAGAACGUGAAGAACGUGGUGCUGUGCUUGCUGGAGCUGGGCCGCCGAGCCUGGCGCUUCGGCGUGGCGGCGCCCACCCUGGUGCGACUGGAGGAGGAGAUAGACGAGGAGCUGCGGCAGGAGCUGGCCCUGCCCCCGCCGGACCCACCGCCUCCCGAGCCGCCGGCGCGGCUGCCCUGCCACUUCCGCCACCUGGAUCAGCUGGUUCGGAGCCUCGUGAGCCGCUGCACGUGCCCAGUUCAGUUCCCCAUGGUCAAAGUGUCUGAGGGGAAGUACCGCGUGGGGGACUCUAACACCCUCAUUUUCAUCCGGAUCCUCCGGAACCACGUGAUGGUGCGUGUGGGGGGCGGCUGGGACACCCUCAGCCAUUAUCUGGACAAACAUGACCCCUGCCGGUGCACAUCCCUCUCACACAAGACGGGCAGUUUCCAGAAGCCCCCCGUCCCACCGGCGCAGCAUGAAGUGAGGGUGCAGGAUGGGCCCUCGCAGCCCCAACCUACGAUGACGAUCAGCCGUUCCCAGAGCCCGCUGCCCCCCGUGGACUGGAAGACAUAUACCUCUUCAGGCCGGAAGCUGAGGCCCCCAGCCUCCUCCUCCCCUAGAGCCCACAGUAAAUGGGCAGCAGAGGCGGGAGUUCCCAGAGAGACAACACCAUUCCUGAGGCUCCAGGAUCAGUCACCCACCCUGUCUUGGAGGCAGCUGCCGGCUGGGGACAGCCCACCCAGCCCCAUCUCCUCAUCCCCCCGUAGGGGCCAAGACUCACAAGACUCAUGGAGCUCCUCAGGGAAGAGAGAGGAGAGAUACUCCUCUGAACAUCCCAGAGGAACGACUCCCACAUCUUGCUUUCGUGAGGAGACAGACAGCCAGGGAACUCUCUCCAGGGCCUCCGCCUCCCAGAGAUUCCAAGCCCCUGAAGCCACCACCAAAAGGACACCAGCAGGAGGACUGUCUCCGCUUCCUCCUUCCUCCAGCCCAACCAAGCCCAUAGGCCUCAGGCCACUACCCAGGGGUGAGGCUGAGGGUGCUUCCUCCCAGCUCAGGGAGCCACCAGCUGCCCGUUCUCUGUCCCCUGUUAAAGGGCCCACCAAGCUCCCUCUCCGGCUGCCCCCUGCCCGCCCCCCCACCCCAGGAAGCAGCUUUCCAGGUAUUGCCAGUGGAGGUCCCAUGACAGAAUUGGAGAGUGACUCCAUCCCAAGGGCUGUCCCUGGGGACCUGGCUGGAUGCAGACAUGGGGAUUUCUCUGUGAAUGCGAGACAAGGGGACCAGAAGACGGACAGCCAGGUGACAGCAAAAGCUGGGGAGCCCUGGGGCUUGGGCCCACAGGUAUUGGAGGAGCGAUACCCUCCCCUUCCCCUGGGGGCAACCAAGGAUCAAGCUAUCUACCACAGUCUUGAGGAGGAGCUUUUGGCCAACAUGACACUGCUAAAGGUGGGGGGUGCCUGCCCCCAGGGCACAGGGUCUGGAGUCAUCCCUCGAAGUGGAGUCUACGUCCCCAGCCUAGGUGGGUGGUGGCCUGAGCCUGGGGGUCCUUAUGACAAAGUCAUACAAGAACUGGCUCAGGGCCCCCCACCCCUUGUUAAAGUGGACCUGGGAGCCUGGAAGGCAGCCUCUACAGGCUCCCCUAAGGGAGCCUUACCAAAAGGCCCAGGAGGCCCCAAAGGGAAACUGGGAGCCAGAGAGAGUGGGCCAAAGGUAAAGGCAAGCCUGAGUGCCAAGGGCACCGGGAUGAAGAAGGGACCAGCUCCAGGAAGGCAGGACUGCUCAGGCCCCACUGUGUCAGCCAACCUGGAAGCCCCCACAUCUUCACCCUCAGACCCCAAUUCUGGCAAAUGUCCAGCCAAGAUUAAGAGAACACUCCGAAAGCCCCAGAGAGUCCCAUCCAUCUACAAGCUAAAACUGAGGCCCAAAAUCCGGCCGCGGAGGGACCACAGGCCUGGGAAGCAGCCUUCACGCAUCCCCAGGCCACUGGCUUACCUCCACAUAGGUUCAGCCAGGGCACUCCCCAGGGGCAGACUGGGGAGAGCAGCAUUGGGCACCAAGGGAGUGGGGGUGGAUGGAGCCUCAGCAGGGGAGGAGGAGGACAGAAAGAAGGGAGAACUAGCUGCCCCACUGAAGAGCAGCCCCCAGCCUUCGGAGGGCAGGGGUCUCCUGCAGCUUGAUCAAACCCCACUCCCACCUGAGGAGGAGUCCUGGGUCUGA